AUGGCAAGCCAGCUGGCUCAGCACGAUUCUGAGAACAGCAAAUACAGCCUGCGUAUUGCGAGCAGCGAAGUUCCACGUCUCAGAAUGACCAGACACACUACAGAGAGGUCUCACAUGGCCGAAAACUUGCAGAACGACACUUGGAAUAGGGCAUCGCCCGGACUGACUGUGGGAUCUCCAGACCUGGAUAACUUCUCUCAUUUAAUUGCGGUACAGGGAAGGCAUGAAAGUGGGAACAUCUGCGACCGUGUGGGUAUAGUGAAGGCUCCUGAAACCAUCCCACCAGACCCCAUUCCUGUUACUCCCUCCGAAACUGAAUCCCGUGGCCAAAAUACAUGUGAGGGUGUAGCCCCCGUCGGGCGGACAUUGGGAGGGGCAGCAGCGAGCCCGAGUGUCAUUUCAAGCAAUUCUUUGAAGAAAGAGCAUGGUGGACCGCUUGCAGAUGUUCAGGCUCUUAGCAACAUGUUGAGAGAGUGA
This is a messenger RNA of Hyaloscypha bicolor E, 477 nucleotides long. RefSeq lists its product as uncharacterized. The transcript has 2 exons. Lineage: Eukaryota; Fungi; Ascomycota; Leotiomycetes; Helotiales; Hyaloscyphaceae. The record is from RefSeq and is a predicted model, not a curated record. The coding region runs from base 1 to 477 and encodes 158 amino acids.